UGACAGUGGCAAAGGCAGCAACACUAGCGGCAAACACUUUCAAACGAAACAGUUGCGCGUUCGCCACAAGCGGAAACGGAAGUAAACAUUGAAACGGAUAGAUAGAACCGCUACGCGCGCGCCUAUUUGAUAUUUAAUCAACGUUUUACCCAGAAGCCAGUGACGAGACCCGAUUCGAUCCACACAUCCCACAUUGGAGGCGAAAAUAAAUCAAUUAUCUGCGCGCGCGUUGUAAUAAAAAAGAGUUAAAGUGCAUUUCCUAAAUAUACCGACUUUUUUGACUCCGUUUGUUGCAUUGGAUCAACGAUCGCCGUUGACGGUGGAUUCCUCCUGCCCCAAACGGAAAAAAUGCGAUAUGGAUCGAGAGCGCGAAAGAGAUGUCAAGGCCCUGGAGCCACGCGACUUGUCAUCCACGGGCCGCAUUUACGCCAGAAGCGACAUUAAAAUCAGUGCUUCACCCACCGUCUCGCCAACGAUCUCAAAUUCCUCUUCGCCCACACCGACGCCACCCGCCAGUUCCUCAGUGACGCCGCUGGGGCUGCCGGGGGCGGCGGCGGCCGCUGCCGCUGUGGCAGCUGCUGCAGCCGGAGGCGCCGGCUCGGCGGGGGCCAGUUCCUAUUUGCAUGGCAACCACAAGCCCAUCACAGGCAUACCCUGCGUGGCGGCCGCCUCCCGCUACACGGCACCCGUGCACAUCGAUGUGGGCGGCACCAUCUACACCAGCUCCCUGGAGACGCUCACCAAGUAUCCGGAAUCGAAGCUGGCGAAGCUGUUCAACGGCCAGAUACCGAUUGUGCUGGACUCGCUGAAGCAGCACUACUUCAUCGAUCGCGAUGGUGGCAUGUUCCGUCACAUUCUGAACUUUAUGAGAAACUCAAGACUUCUGGUGGCCGAGGACUUUCCCGAUCUGGAGCUGCUGCUGGAGGAGGCACGCUACUACGAAGUGGAACCGAUGAUUAAGCAGCUGGAGAGCAUGCGCAAGGAUCGUGUACGCAAUGGGAACUAUUUGGUGGCGCCACCCACUCCACCGGCACGCCACAUUAAGACAAGCCCACGGACCAGCACGUCGAAUGACUGCAAUUACGAGGUCGUGGCUCUGCACAUCUCGCCGGACCUGGGCGAGCGCAUAAUGCUGUCGGCGGAACGGGCGCUGCUCGAUGAACUCUUCCCGGAGGCCAGCCAGGCGACACAGUCGAGUCGCAGCGGCGUGUCCUGGAACCAGGGUGACUGGGGGCAAAUCAUCCGCUUUCCCCUCAAUGGCUACUGUAAGCUGAAUUCGGUCCAGGUGCUGACGCGCCUCCUCAAUGCCGGCUUCACCAUCGAGGCCAGUGUCGGGGGGCAGCAGUUCUCCGAGUAUCUGCUGGCGCGGCGCGUUCCAAUGUGAUAGGCUCAUGCUCCUGCUCCUGCUCCUGCUCUAGCUCCAGCUCCAGCUACGGCUCCUACUCCAUCUGCAUAUGCAGAUGCAGAUGCUUCUGUGUCUGGUGCGGGUUUGGCCAGCAGCAGCAGCAGCAGCAGUCGCGGCCAAGUCUCUCUGCGGCGAGGGCGUGUAAUCCAUGUACGAACUAGGCACUAAUUGCUGCUCUAAGGGCAGGUGGCAUGUGGCAACUGGCAUGUGGCAACUGGCAUG
Drosophila subobscura is the source of this 1627-nucleotide messenger RNA. RefSeq names its product BTB/POZ domain-containing protein kctd15 (gene twz). Lineage: Eukaryota; Metazoa; Arthropoda; Insecta; Diptera; Drosophilidae. The transcript has 5 exons. Gene Ontology annotation, biological process: protein homooligomerization. Gene Ontology annotation, molecular function: protein binding. The record is from RefSeq and is a predicted model, not a curated record. The coding region runs from base 356 to 1384 and encodes 342 amino acids.